AUCACAAUAUGCUUCGUCCAGGUUCCUCAAUGAGUAAGGCCAAAUAAACAAAAGGUGCAGCGCCAGUUUCUGGUGGAAUGGCUGCGAGGGUUGUUCAAGAGAGAAUGCCCACAAUGGAAGAAUAUGUUAAAAAUAGAGAUUGGGUAGGGGCAAUCUCACUCUUGGAGAAUGAAUAAAAGUAUGAGUGGCUAUUUAUAGAUUAGUUUUAAUGAUUCAAGAGCUGAACCCAAAUUGUGGCUUGCUUAUGCAUGUUUUCAUAAUGGAGAAUAUAAGUAAAUAACUUUAUACAUUUGAAAAUAGAAGGGCCAUCUAGGUGUAUGAUCAGAUGAUGACCAAGCCUGAUUACAACAAGGAGAUCCAUAUCUACAAGGCGUGUUGCUUUUAUGCUCUAUGUCAAUACGAAGAUGCCAAGAGAGAGUGUUCUAAAGGUCCAGAGACACCUCUGUCUGUGAGAUUGUAAUUGAAUAUAUUUUAAAUCAUAGACAAUUUCACAUAGCUCACAAGAAAAAUGAUGAGAAGAAUCUCAUGACCUAUCAUCACAAGAUAUAAGAAACCGUCCAUGAUUAAUUAUGCUUGGCAGCAAUUCACUAUCUCAGAGGACACUACGAGGAAGUAACUGUUGCUUUAAAUUUGAUAGGCAACUGAUGCAUACAAAAAAUUAUUGCUUGAAAAUAGAGAAUAUACAGCAAUCAAUGUUUACAUCGCAUUGUGCUAUUAUAAAUUAGAAUAUUUCGAUGUCUCUAUUGAAAUCCUAUCCUCCUAUCUAAAUUAGUUUCCACAAAGUGUAACAGCCAUAAAUCUUAAAGCCUGCAAUCAAUUUUAAUUAUACAGUGGUAAAUUGGCAGAGGAAGUAUUCAAGCCUUUGCAACAAUAAUAUGAAGGAAUCAAUGUUUGUGAAGAUAACGAUUUGUUGAAACAUAAUUUAGUAGUGUUUAGAGCUGGAGAGAAUGCCUUAAAAGUCUUACCACCUUUAGUUGAAAUUUUUCCAGAGGCUAAACUCAACCUAAUAGUCUAUUAUUUGAAGAAUGAAGAUAUUACAGAAGCAUUUAACUUAGUGCAAGAUCUAUAGCCAACCAACCCAAAAGAAUAUAUCUUGAAAGCUGUUGUUUUUGCUAUGAAAGGAUAAUCCAGUCCUGAUUAAAAGGAAGCCUUGAAAACUUCUCAAUAACUCUUUUAACUUGUAGGGUCUUCAGCUAGUGAAUGUGAUACUAUACCUGGGAGGUAAUGUAUGGCAUCUUGCUUCUUUCUUUUGAAACAAUAUGAAGACGUUCUGGUUUACUUAAAAUCAAUUAAACAAUUUUUCUAAAAUGAUGAUGAUUUCAAUUGGAAUUAUGGAAUUGCAUGUGCUGGUACUGGAGAUUACAAGGAAGCUGAGGAUGCGUUAACUUAGAUUCAAUCUGAAAAAUACAGAGUAAUAUUUUGAUUCUAUUUAGUCUGAUGAUAUCUACAUCAAGUGGAUGACUAGAACAUACAUCAUGAAUGGCAAGGCCAAGUAAUAUAUUGGAGUUAUUAUCAUUUAGGGAAGCAUGGGAAUUGUACAUUAAUAUGGAGACUUCAAGUGAAUCCUUCUAAAUUUUGGUGUUGAUUGCCAAUGAUUGUUAUAAGAUGGGUCAUUUUUAUUAUGCUGCAAAGGCUUUUGAUAUUUUACAGAGAUUAGAUUCAGAUAAUGGAGAACAUGAGUAUGAAGAUGCUUUGAGAGGGGCAGUGGUAGGUGUUUUUCAAAUGGUCAUUACAUCGAAGGAGACUCUGGAUCAUUUGAUUGAAGUGAUGAAUAUCAUCACAAAUACAGGGGACAAUCCUUAAGUAGAGUACAUUCUGAAAAUAAUUAAAAAAUGGGGCAAGGAAAAUAAUUGGAAAAUAUGA
Molecule: messenger RNA, 1863 nt
Organism: Paramecium octaurelia
Lineage: Eukaryota; Ciliophora; Oligohymenophorea; Peniculida; Parameciidae
Source: the annotation of a GenBank genome assembly